Molecule: messenger RNA, 3471 nt
Organism: Carica papaya (papaya)
Lineage: Eukaryota; Viridiplantae; Streptophyta; Magnoliopsida; Brassicales; Caricaceae
Product: PWWP domain-containing protein 5-like
Source: RefSeq, a predicted model, not a curated record
UCUCUUUCACAAAACCUCAUAAUCAUUAUUAUGAUAUGAAAUAUCAAUUUAUAUUCAUACAAGGAAUUGUGUGCGGAAGAAAAAAGAAAUUUUGAAAAUGAAGGAACCUCCAAUUUAUUUUAUACAGGUGAAAAUGGUCGUACUACCUAUUUUUAUUUUGAACAAGAGUUAGGAAAGAGAAAAGAGCGGAAGAAGAAGAAAACCCAUAGAGGAAAACCUCCUCUGCCACCGUCCACCGCCCACGACCCUCCUCUUCUCUUUUCCUCCAACUCUACUGCCUUGCAUUUCUGCUCGUUACAUUAACAGACCCAAAACGUUCUUUCUACAAACGAGAGGGUUUGCCCUAGGUACGCACACUAAUCUGUUUCUCUGCUGUACAUGUGGAUUUCUGAUAUUGGGUUACGAUAUUAAACCUUGGGGCUUUACCGUCGUUCAAUUUCUACUUUUUUUUUUUUUCUGUUUUUGAUGUCUACGAAACCCGAUUACAUCGAUUUGAACUCGGAUUCAAGUUUGUUUGACCGAGAAAACGACGUUCAUGGGGUUGAUAUUUCGGAGGAUAGACCUGGUGAUGGGGGUUGUCUAACCGAAACCCUAAAAGAUCCUUUGGACGGUUUAGGUCAGGUCCCGGACGUACCAGGUGACGAGGUUAGAGAUUUUCUAGGGGCUACUGGCUUGGUCGAUUUGAUUAGUGGUUCGACUUUCGGUAGGGUUGUGGAUAAUGUAAAGAGCGAAGUGUUGAUCGACGUGGAGAGGAAAAUGGAGUCUGUAAAUGGAGGAACUGGUGCGGAAACAGAGGUUGGAUCAGCCAGUCAAGAGAUUAAUAAGAAAACGUGUUCUCAUGAUGCGAAUGAGGAGUCUCUGGUUGGUGCUGAACUGGACUUGAAUAUAGAGAGACAGGACGAGGGUAUGUCUACGCGAGAUGAGGAAGAUAUGGUGAUUUCCCAAGCUCCUGAAAUAGCAUCUGGUAAGAUCAAGGAAAAACUGAAAGAGAAUGCAACCACAGUCUCUGGUAAUGCUUUGCAGCCUGCAAAAAAUGGUGCCUUGGGUUCUCUUUCUGUUGAUUUAAAGCCUACUUGUUUGGUAGCGGAUGCUGAUGAAUGUGGUGAAGUUUCCAAGGAUGGGAAUUCGGUUGGAUUGGAAGAAAAGGUUAUGGAAACUGAUUCUGUAGUUGAGAAUGAAGUAAUGCGAUUAGAAGUAGGGUUUCCUCAGAAUGCUAAAAUUGUAUCUUCUGAGCUCAAACUUGUUGUAGAUUUGGAUCCUUAUAUGAGCAGAGAUGAGCAUGUGGCAGAGGAAGUCAAUUUGAAGUCAAGUGUUUCAAAGCCAGAAAUCUGUUUUUCUGAUUUGGUAUGGGGCAAAGUUAGAAGCCAUCCGUGGUGGCCAGGGCAAGUAGUUGACCCAUCUGUUUCAUCAGAAAAGGCAAAGAAAUAUUUUAGGAAGGACAGUUAUUUAAUAGCAUAUUUCGGGGAUCAUACAUUUGCUUGGAAUGAUGUGUCACGAAUAAAGCCCUUUCGGACUCCUUUUGCACAGAUGGUAAGCCAGAGCAGCUCGGAAGAUUUUCAUCACGCUAUUGAUUGUGCCUUGGAUGAGGUAUCUAGAAGGAUAGAAUUUGGGCUAGCAUGUUCUUGUAUCUCUAAGCAAGUGUACAACAAGAUCAAAACUCAGGUGAUUGUUAAUGCUGGAAUCCAAAAAGAAUCAAGCAACCGAGAUGGUGGAGACAGGUUUUCCAGUAUAGCUUCUUUUGAACCUGCGAAGCUUGUUGGAUGUAUGAAGAAUUUGGCUUGUUUUCCUUGUUAUUUUGGAGCCAACAGACUGGAAUUGGUAACAUUGCAGGCCCAGUUGUUGGCAUUUCAUCGAUGGAAAGGUUAUUAUCAGCUCCCUGAAUUCCAAAUGCUUGGUGAGUUGUCGGAGAGUGAGGAAGAGAUUUCACUUUCUGGGGAAACAAAGAUCUGCUUCCAAGUGACUGAAAAUGCUGUUAUGGAACUCAAACCUGAUGAGCAAUUGUCUUCUGGAAAUGGAAAGUCAAGCAGCCGAGAUAGCACUUGUCAUAAAAGAAAGCACAUUCUUGGGAGUAGUACACAGCCCAGAAAAAAGGAGAAAAGCUUGUCAGAGCUGAUUGCAGACAGAAGGUUAAGUAAUAAUGGAGGGCGAUUGACUAAUAAAGCUGGUGGUAAAUUGACUUCACCUUCUUCUGGUAAAAAGCGCAAGGCAGAUGAUUCCAGUUCUGAUGACUCAGUAAUGAAACAGAGGAAGAUCUUUUUAUCAAAGGAGUCUGCUCAUGACUCUCAAAAACUUAAGCAAGCUUUUAGAGUUGGAGCUAGCAUACUUAGGGUGGCAAGCCAACUGAAUGGAUCGAAUCCGAUACUCAAAAACCAUAGUGAUGGUUCAUCUCAAAAAACUGCAGUUAAGAAUAAAGGUAAUGAAAAAUCUCUCUGUGGGAAAUCUCAAUGUAAGAGUCUCAUUCCAAGUGACGACUCUUCCCUUGAUGAGAUGCUUUUACAACUGCACUCGGUUGCAACAGAUCCAAUGAAAAAAUACAGUUUCUUGAAGUCAUUUGUUAGUUUCUUUUCAGAUUUUAGGAAUUCAGUUAGCCUGGAAGAUUCUAGUUCAGCAAAGAUUGGCGAAAAAUUAACCAAGUCAGAAAAUAUUGAAAGGACUGAAUGGAGUGAUAUGGAGGACUCUAAUUUGCCUAGCAGAGUAAGUCAAUGCCUUGCCGAAGAGCAAGUAUGGCAUGAGAAUCAAAGUGGAGCUGUAGAAUUACCCUGGCUUCUUAAUAAAGAGACCCUUCACUCAAAUGAAUCAAAUUUAAUUAGUGUGCAUAAUAACAGUUUCUCCGAACAGCAAUCAGCUGGUGGGAAUUCUCAAUCAGAUGCAAUGCAGUCAGUUGGCCCCUCAGAAGUGAGUUGCAAGGAAGAUGUUCAUGAGACAGAUAUCUCGCCCACAGCUCUGAUUCUGAACUUUAAAGAUUUAGAUUUUAUUCCUUCAGAAGCAAAUUUGAGCAAGAUAUUUAGCCGUUACGGAGAGUUGAAUGAAUCACAGACUGAAGUGCUAAAGAAGAGUAAGAGGGCCAAAGUGGUUUUUAGAAGGCGAGCUGAUGCAGAAACGGCUUUCAGCAGUGCAGGGAAAUACAGCAUCUUUGGACCUUCACUUGUCAGCUAUUGCCUCAAGUACUCGUCUUCUAAAUCAACGACAGCUUCUCCUAAUGCGAAAAUGCCAAGGAACAAGGAUAGAGCUUGUAACGAUGGAAAUGCAGCAUGAUUUAUCGAAAUCGGAAUCAGUUUUCUGCAUUUCGAUGCCUAUGUUAUGUAACUUGUUUCAUGGUGCUCCUCUUUUGAGGCAAUAUGUAUAUAUAUAUUUAGAUGUCAAUGUUAGUUUUUAAACUAGCACUUGUCUGCGUGCAAUAAGCUUGGUUUGAAAUUCUCUAUAAGUAGCUUCUCUAGAAAAAUGAAAUAUAGCUGUAGUACAGUUAAGAUA